Molecule: messenger RNA, 591 nt
Organism: Histoplasma mississippiense
Lineage: Eukaryota; Fungi; Ascomycota; Eurotiomycetes; Onygenales; Ajellomycetaceae
Exons: 2
Coding region: 1-591 (196 amino acids)
Source: RefSeq, a predicted model, not a curated record
AUGCCUCCGCGCAUCCUCCUCCUCACCCUCGACGCCUUCCACACCCUCUUCCACCCGCGCCUCCCGGUGCCCAUCCAAUACGCCCAAGUCGCGCAAUCUCUCGAUUUCCCCCCACAUCUCUGCAGAAACAAUAUCCCCACUGUCGACCUCGCAGCGAAAAUCUCAACCGCCUUCCGCGCUGCGUAUAAGCACGAGAGUGCCACGAGACUAAAUUUUGGCCGCAAUGUUGUCGGUUUUGGUGGACCAAGGGAGUGGUGGGGUAAUGUGAUACGGGAAUGUUUUAAAACGGUUGCGAGGGAGGACGAUGCGCUAGCUAGUAAGGGCAAGACUGUGGGUAGGGCGGAGGUUGAUGUUGAAAUUGAGGUCCCAGAGGAACUCGUCCAGAGGUUGCUGAAACGGUUCGAGAGCCGGGAAGGAUAUUUGCUGUAUCCAGAUGUAGAAGCGUUUAUGACCCGGAUGAGGCGGUGGAGAGUGGGGAGACGGUUGUAUGGAUCCAGUGAUGGUUCUCGGGGAUUUGAGAGGGUGAUUGUAGGUGUUAUUUCGAAUUCUGACGAUAGGAAUGCCAAUAUCUUGUCAAGUUUGGGGCUAUGA